Messenger RNA from Annulohypoxylon truncatum, 1944 nucleotides. RefSeq lists its product as uncharacterized. The transcript has 3 exons. Gene Ontology annotation, biological process: regulation of transcription by RNA polymerase II. Gene Ontology annotation, cellular component: nucleus. NCBI's taxonomy places the organism in Eukaryota, Fungi, Ascomycota, Sordariomycetes, Xylariales, Hypoxylaceae. The record is from RefSeq and is a predicted model, not a curated record. Gene Ontology annotation, molecular function: DNA-binding transcription factor activity, RNA polymerase II-specific; RNA polymerase II transcription regulatory region sequence-specific DNA binding. The coding region runs from base 1 to 1944 and encodes 647 amino acids.
AUGGAUAUCCCUAGAUACGUAUCAAGGGAGCCAGGAGGCUCACCGCCGGCCAUAUACAUUCAGGGUUCGAACCACUUUGAUCAUUAUGGAGGUCCAGGCCGAUCCCAUAUGCAAUCCGGAUUCUCACCAACUUUAGCCUCUUCUACUCCUAUGCCGAUAUCUAAUAGACACCGUAUCGCCGAAGACGAUGCGCCACCACCUUUACCUCCUCCCAAAUUUAUUCCUGGCUUAGGACAACCCUUACAGCCUACUAGACAUGAUCGUAUCCCUUCAAUUGAUUCGAAUGCAAGUUGGGACAGCACGAGACAAGACUUGGAACAUGACCGACCUCGUUUCGGCAGGGCAGAAACCGAGCAUGGAAUAGUACGGCCUCCGAGAGACGAAGGCUAUCACAGCCUCAAUUCUACGAUCUCGUCGUUAGGGUCUCAAGACUCCCUCCCGAAAAAAUUGUUCAUGUCCCACGACCAGUACCAAUUCAACAAGCCAAACGGCAACGACUAUGACAAUGCAUUAAUCAAGAAACUAGAUUCUCGACGAAACUUCGACAACCGGUCUCCACCACGCCGGUCUGCUCUUAGUGCUUCUGCAAAUAAUGCCGUUUCCAGCUUGGUUCCGCAAGAGCACCGCUUGCACCCUCAGCAGCUAACGCCGCUUUCUCUUCCUAUUCGAUCGGGCAACAAGUUGGUUAUCGACUCUCCCGGCCGUUAUACGGAUACUCCUCCACAAUCUGCGCUCUCGCCACGCGGCCCUUCUUUUUACGGAACUGCUAGUAGUGAAUAUCGUUCUCCCAUUGAACCGAUAGAUCCAGAUCGAUCGCCGUUUUCACGGACGAGAAGGAACAACAGCGGCUCAUUACCGGAUGAUGCAACAAUAUCAACGCAUAGUAGCUAUGAUAACAUGGAUGACGGCGAUUUUCCAAUGGAGGACAGGUCACAAGUUGAGGAUUACAUGUCGCGAUCGGAGCAUCAGGCCAUCGGGCAAAAGAGGCGGGCAUCUUCACCGCCUGGCGAUGAUCUCCCAAUGCAGGGUAUGCCUGGGUCAUGCGACCCAUUACGACGUCGCGAAGGUGCAUCAAGAGCAUCACCAACUCCACGCCUCGCCGGUGUCCUUCCAGGGUCUAUCCCUUCGGUCUCCUCGACGACACGAAGUGGAUCCUUUGCUUCAAGCGCCUCGCUAACCACAAACCUCUCUGGUAUCAACUCAUUUGUCGGAAGGUCGCCUGGUGGUUUGUCUAGCGGAGGACUCUCCCCAGUUGACGUUCUUUCGAAUUCACCUUACAGCAUUCCCAAUUCUCUUACUCACUCGCCACGCGCUUCAUUUGCACGGGUACCUCAUCAGCGCAAUAUAAGUAGCGAAAACCGCCGACUUGCAUCUCCCCGUAAAGUAAGCGAGGUAUCCAAAACGGGCAUUUCUAAAAUACCAGGUGGUUUCUUCAUGUGUGAAUGCUGUCCCAAGAAGCCGAAAAAAUUUGAGACGGCAGAGGAGCUAAGUGCCCAUGAGGCUGAGAAGCAAUACGAAUGCUCAUUUUGUGGUAACCGGUUCAAGAAUAAGAAUGAGGCAGAACGUCACCAAAACAGCCUCCAUGUAAGACGACACAGUUGGUCGUGUUCUGCGCUGCUUCUUUCGCGCUACGAUCGCGCGUUUCACGAGAGUACGAAUCGACCUGGGGAAGCCGAUAUAUGUGGUUACUGCGGAGAAGAAUUUGAGCGGCGUGGUGGCGUUGGGCGUCCACGACAGCCAUCAGAACAAGAUUGGGAAGAACGUCUGAGACAUCUUCAGGAGGUGCAUAAAUUUCGCGAAUGCAAUUCGAGCAAGAAAUUCUACCGCGCAGAUCAUUUUCGGCAGCAUCUCAAGCACAGCCAUGCGGGAACAAGUGGUAAAUGGACGAAUAUGUUGGAAAAUGCAUGUAUGCUCGAUGAAGAACCUCCACAGCCAGCAAGAUGA